Messenger RNA from Dendroctonus ponderosae (mountain pine beetle), 1404 nucleotides. Its product is annotated as sodium channel protein Nach. Gene Ontology annotation, cellular component: membrane. The record is from RefSeq and is a predicted model, not a curated record. Bases 423 to 1289 code for a protein of 288 amino acids. The transcript is spliced from 8 exons. NCBI's taxonomy places the organism in Eukaryota, Metazoa, Arthropoda, Insecta, Coleoptera, Curculionidae. Gene Ontology annotation, biological process: sodium ion transmembrane transport. Gene Ontology annotation, molecular function: ligand-gated sodium channel activity.
AAUGAGCUGAGAAAUUGUUAUUCUAGAAGCUUUCAAAUUAAAAUUGUAAUAGUUUUCCCAAAUUUUACAGAUCAGAGGAUAACUUGACUAAAAGAGAAUCAGUGGUCAAUUCCUUAAAGCUCCUUUAUUACCUGGUGAGUCAGGAUAAAUUGAACUUGCCAAGGAAAGACUAUGAACUUUUAACAGAAGUUUUGCAUCGCACUGGAAAAACCGAAGAACAGGUAUUAGAACAGAUAACUCCCACAUGCGAUGAUCUAAUCAAACGAUGUGAUUGGAAGGGGGAAACAAGAACUUGUCAGGCAAUUGUUCGCAGGAUUAAGAGUUCUAUCGGUUAUUGUUGCGCCUUCAACUACUUUGCCCUAAAAAAUAGGACCCAUGACAAAAGAGAAAUAAUAACGGACAGAUAUCCAUGGAAAACUGCCAUGAAUGGAUUCCAGAGUGGACUGGAAUUAGUAAUCAAUAACAACCCUGCGGAUUAUUUUGCUAGUGAAAUACCUUCAGUAGGAGUCAAGGUGCUGAUUCAUCAUCCUUAUAAGUUUCCUGACUUAUCAUUACCAAGCCAUAUUUUCGAAAUGAAUACGAACAACUUGCUGGGCAUCAACCCGGAGAUGAUAACUGCUACUGAGCGACUGAAAUCAAUGCCUGUGCGGAACCGAAAAUGUUUGUUUCCAUCGGAAAAGAAGCUGAAUAUGUUCCAAAGGUACACCAGAAGAGGCUGUUUAAUGGAAUGCCGACUGGCGAUGACUCUGAAAGUUUGUAAGUGUGUUCCUUUUGACCUGCACAGUCAAUCAUAUUCUUAUGGUUCGUUAAAAGUGUGUGGCCUGGAAGACCUUUCAUGCCUAAACCACAAUAGAGACGCAAUUUUCAACAUAACUCAUCUAAAGCAUGCUGAGUUGUUCCAGGAUGAUAAGUGUAAUUGUCCGAAUAAUUGCGAAGACUUUACCUACCCACUAGAGACUUCAAGAGGAAUACUCGAUGCUUCAUUCACAACUAAUCCAUCUAUGAUUUUUUCUAAUUUACAUAUGGAAAAUCAAACAAUCAUUCGGAUAUUCUUCAGCGACCUACUGGGAAUAAAAUAUCGAAGAGAUGUCUCAUUUCCGUGGCAUUCUCUGAUGGGAAAUUAUGGAGGGAUUUUGGGAUUUUUUACUGGGUUCAGUUUGACUUCAGUGGUGGAAAUAUUCUACACCACCUUUAUUCGGCGACGGUUUUUAAGAGUAGUUGCGAAGCCAUCAGUUAGUAGUAAAACACUCCCAACAAUUCGGUUUCAUCCCAAGUUAAGUUAUUAUUAAGCAGUUUUUCCAGCGUAAGUUUCACACAUCCAUUUGAGUUAUGUUUUGCACAUAGAUAAAAUGUGUUUAUUAAAGAAUGUAGCAAAGUAGCUUAAUAAAAACUGUACAGCCCUCA